Molecule: messenger RNA, 4871 nt
Organism: Capra hircus (goat)
Lineage: Eukaryota; Metazoa; Chordata; Mammalia; Artiodactyla; Bovidae
Gene: SLC22A23
Product: solute carrier family 22 member 23
Exons: 11
Coding region: 1-2070 (689 amino acids)
Biological process (GO): transmembrane transport
Cellular component (GO): membrane
Molecular function (GO): transmembrane transporter activity
Source: RefSeq, a predicted model, not a curated record
AUGGCGAUAGACCGGCGGCGCGAGGCGGCGGGCGGCGGGCCCGGGAGGCUGCCGCCAGCGGCCGAGGAGAACGGCGCCUUGCCGCCCGGGGACGCGGCGGCCUCGGCGCCCCUCGGGGGACGCGCGGGCCCCGGCGGCGGCGGUGACAUCCAGCCGCUGCCCGCGCCGCACGCCGCCGGCGGCCCGCACCCGAGCCUCCUGUUGCUGGACUACGACGGGUCGGUGCUGCCCUUCCUCGGGGGCCUGGGCGGCGGCUACCAGAAGACCCUCGUGCUGCUCACCUGGAUCCCCGCGCUGUUCAUCGGCUUCAGCCAGUUCUCGGACUCCUUCCUCCUGGACCAGCCCAACUUCUGGUGCCGCGGGGCCGGCAAGGGCGCCGAGUCGGCGGGGGUCACGGCCACGGGCCGGUGGGACGGCGGCGACCUGGCCAACGGGACCAGCCCCCCGACCACCCUCUUCCCCGCCGCCCCCUGGGGGACAGCGGGCCCCCUCGGCAACGGCAACGGCAGCGGCGCGGACGGGGGCGAGGCGCCGCCCCUACCGUCCCCCCCGGACAAGGGGGACAACGCCUCCAACUGCGACUGCCACGCGUGGGACUACGGCAUCCGCACAGGCCUGGUGCAAAACGUGGUCAGCAAGUGGGAUCUUGUGUGUGACAAUGCCUGGAAGGUCCAUGUCGCUAAGUUCUCCUUACUGGUUGGAUUAAUCUUUGGCUACCUGAUAACUGGAUGCGUUGCUGACUGGUUUGGCCGGCGGCCUGUGCUGCUCUUCUCCAUCAUCUUCAUCCUCAUCUUCGGACUGACUGUGGCGCUGUCUGUGAACGUGACCAUGUUCAGCACACUCAGGUUCUUCGAAGGGUUCUGCCUGGCGGGAGUGACCCUCACCCUGUACGCGCUGCGAAUAGAGCUGUGCCCCCCGGGGAAGCGAUUCAUGAUCACGAUGGUGGCGAGCUUCGUGACCACGGCGGGGCAGUUCCUCAUGCCCGGGCUGGCCGCCCUGUGCCGGGACUGGCAGGUGCUGCAGGCGCUCAUCAUCUGCCCCUUCCUGCUCACGCUGCUGUACUGGUCGAUCUUCCCCGAGUCCCUGAGGUGGCUCAUGGCCACCCACCAGUUUGAGUCGGCAAAGAAGCUGAUCCUGCACUUCACGCAGAAGAACCACAUGAAUCCCGAGAGCGACAUCAAAGGCGUCAUGCCCGAGCUGGAGAAGGAGCUCUCCCGGAGGCCCAGGAAGGUCUGCAUCGUGAAGGUGGUGGGGACCCGGAACCUGUGGAAGAACAUAGUGGUGCUGUGUGUGAACUCGCUGACCGGCUUCGGGAUCCACCACUGCUUCGCCCGCAGCAUGAUGGGCCACGAGGUGAAGGUGCCGCUGCUCGAGGACUUCUAUGCGGACUACUACGCAGCGGCCGGCAUCGCCCUGGCGUCCUGCCUGGCCAUGUGCCUGGCGGUGCGCGUCCUGGGCCGCCGGGGCGGCCUGCUGCUCUUCAUGAUCCUCACUGCCCUGGCCUCGCUCCUGCAGCUCGGGCUGCUCAACCUGAUCGGGAAAUACAGCCAGCAUCCAGACUCAGAGUUGCAGCUGAAGUUGGCCGUAGGAAUGAGCGACAGCGUCAAGGACAAGUUCUCCAUCGCUUUCUCCAUCGUGGGCAUGUUCGCCUCCCACGCGGUGGGGAGCCUCAGCGUGUUCUUCUGUGCAGAGAUCACCCCCACGGUCAUCAGGUGCGGCGGGCUGGGGCUGGUGCUGGCCAGCGCGGGCUUCGGCAUGCUGACGGCGCCCAUCAUCGAGCUGCACAACCAGAAGGGCUACUUCCUGCACCACGUCAUCUUCGCCUGCUGCACGCUCAUCUGCAUCAUCUGCCUCCUGCUGCUGCCCGAGAGCCGGGGCCAGAGUCUGCCCGAGAGCAUCCCCGACGGCGAGCACUACACGCGCCAGCCUCUCCUGCCGCCCCGGCGCGGCGAGCAGCCGCUGCUGCCCACCCACGCCGAGCUCAAGGACUACUCGGGGUUGCACGACGCGGCUGCCGCAGGCGACGGGCUGCCUGACGGCGCCACGGCCAACGGCGGGCGGCCCAUGUAGCUGGGCGCGGCCGUGGGAGACCCCGCUCCGCGGAGGCUGGGGACCCGAGGGUGGGGGUGGGGGACACUGCAAAACUCUCGAGGAGCGCCCGCGUCUGAGGGAGCAGACCUAGCAGACGACCCUUCAGAGACUUUCUUUUCUGCCAUGAAAUGUUUGUAUUUAUUUUGGUCAUUUUUACAAGAAGCACUUUAUUCCCUUCCCUUCACUGAUCUCAAAACGGAGCCCCCUCCUCGGGAAGGACGCGCGCACGCAGGGACCGCGCAGCCCGGCUCCCGGGGGGUCCCCCUGCCCCCGAGCAUUCCCACGGCUGCACUUUCCUCAGACUGAGAUGUGAAUGGUUAGGGUUUUGCUAAAGUCUCUGUGAUGGUUUGUAAAGGUCUUUUCUGUAAGGGAAGAACUUCCGCUCUGUGUUAAGGAAAAGCAGCUCACAAUCUCAUUAAAACCAGCUUCGUCUCUACUUGGAGAUCAUCCUUUUAUACUUGACCCGGAAGCUCUUUCAGGGGAAAAGCAUCACCACUUCACCGGAAGUCGUAAAUGGUGAGUGGUGACAUCGCCAAGGUCUUCCAGCGUAGGUCUGCCGGCUCCGCUCCCCAGCAGCCAGCGCCUCGCCUCCGCGAGUCAGUGCUGGGCCCUCCUCCCGGUGCAGCUCCGCAGGAGAGGCCCCCCCGCGCCGCACCGCCUCGCAGUCAGCGUUUCUGCAGCACGACUUGAAUACCGGCUCCUUCCUGAACUAACACCGCACGGAAAUCACCAGCCUGGAGGCCCCGGGGAGCCUGCGGGGGACCAGCUGUGCCCUCUGCUUCCUCUGGCCAGGAGCGAGCCUCGGGCGGGGCCUGACCGCAGCCUCGGAGGACAUCGAGGCCGACCGAGAGAAGCAAUAACCCACCGGAGCUCGCCCCGGCCCCGGCCCCGGCCCACUGUGCUAGGGCGCGCCUCGAGUUCCUCGCCUCGGCCUCCCGACCGUCCAGGUUAGGCCCUCGGCUCCCGUCUGCGGCUGUUUCAGAAGCAGCGCAGGGGAGGCCAAGAAGCUACCCUCGCCAGCCAGGCGGGCACUGUCUUGCCGCAGCUCUGGCACCCGUCUGGGGACAGCCUGGGCUGCUCUGGAAGGCCCAGCCCCCAGCUCUGGGGCACGUCUUUGCUGUGGGCUGUUCUUCCAGGCAGAGUGUGGUCCUGGGUCUGCGCGAAGCAGCAAGUCAACUUUCAGCGCACAGUGGUGCAGCCCCCACGGCCAGGGAAGAGGUGAGCACAAGCCCCACGCUCCCCGCCUGACCCUCCGGCCUGUCUUCCCCCUGCCCCUCACUGUGCCCCUACAGGCUGGCUGACCCCGGCAGGGGCCAUGGGCUCAGGAGAACUUUGUGGGGAAGCAAGCAAACUCGCAGGCCUGCGUUCCAGCCCCUCCUCUCUCUCAGUCACUUCUGUUCUCUGUUUCCAUGGGCGGGUCACACUCACCUUCACCUCCAGGCCUGUCUGUCUGCUGCGCAGCUCAAGUGCCAAACUGGGAGGUGCCUCAGCCCUUCUCGCAUGCUGGGCACAGGGCCCCCCGGUCCAGGACAGGCCCACAGUGCAGGGGCCGGGACAGCAAGCGGGGUCCCCAGGCCCCACCCACCAGCUGUGCCUGCACCUGUGGCAGCAGCCCCAGGCCCUGCGUGGCCUCCCUGGCAGUGUAGACCUCUAGGGAACACGUGAGGCCGCAGGGUGUCCCCGCACACCACUCCCAGACUGUCCGUCUUAGGUGACCGCGGUAGAAGCUGGGCCUGUGGGGUCAGCACUGUCCUGUCACGGUCAGGCCCGGCUGCUGGACUAGAGAAGCUGGCUGAGCUGGGCUCCUGCAGGCGUGAGGGCGGCACUGCCCAGCAGAGGCCUGUGGCAGCACAGGCUUGGGUUUUGUGAGCAACAGCUGAGAAGCAGGGCCAAAGCAGAAAAGCCUCCCGCGGGCCAAGCCCCCGAGACCCCACCCGCGUGGGCAAGGCAGCAGGGCCCGCCUGCUUGGCCAGGCUCUGGUCACGCGUGGGCCCCCGCCCAUGUCCUCUGCACUCAGCAGGGAGAUGCUGCUCAGGCACCUGAAUGCCCGCUGCCCGGGAGACCAGCGCCGCCUCCAGCGCCAACCUGCACACCCCCAUCCCAACCCCAGGAAGCCAGGACCCUCUUCCAACAAGUCAGGCACACAAGCGACCCUUCUGCUUUCUGUUCUUUUCCAGAAACCAGUAACAACUCAUCCAAUAUCCUGCAUAUUACCACCCGAAACAAAGGGUCAAAGAGUUUAAAUGUCUCAUUUUCUAAGAGCCUGAUCACUUUCGACUAGGGGGAAGGGGCUGGUGAGCUGGUUUGACCACAGAAGAGCAAGAAUGAGGCCUCGCAGCGGAAGUACUGCCCCAGGUACCACUUCCUACAGCCAAACAAGGGGGCCGAGGGGCCACGAGACUGAGGGGACCCUGGCCAGGACGCAGCCCCGGGCUGGGGGAUGCAGCACGCCGGCCUUGCUGGGGGGCCCUCCGUGCCCCACAGCCCCGACCCGGAGGCUCCUGGGCGGGACCUGUGCAGCCCGUGAGUGGACGGGCCCCCUGGAGUGCCUGCUGGCAGCACAGAGCUGCGCCCAGCCCUGACCCGGCCUUCCAUGCUGCCUGCAUGCCGUCACGGCUGUUGUACCCCAGGGGGGGGAUCUGUGUAAAUGUACAGAAAUAAAGACGUUGCCCCAUUAACACACCUCCUCUGGAAUGUCUUCCCUACCUCAUCCGGUGGGAUCCCCUACAGGGCAUUUCACAACCACUGGCUACAAGGAAUAAACUCUGUUGCUUCAGGUC